Molecule: messenger RNA, 9542 nt
Organism: Pseudopipra pipra
Lineage: Eukaryota; Metazoa; Chordata; Aves; Passeriformes; Pipridae
Gene: ARSK
Product: arylsulfatase family member K
Exons: 8
Coding region: 114-1472 (452 amino acids)
Molecular function (GO): arylsulfatase activity; glucuronate-2-sulfatase activity
Source: RefSeq, a predicted model, not a curated record
UGUAGGCCGCGGUGCGGCGGUGUCCAGUCCUUCGCUGCGACCGGGGCCCUGGGAGCUGCUUUCGGAGCUGCUGCUCCUCUCGGUCCGGGAGCGGGGGGCAGGGUGUCGGGACAAUGCGGGGCGGAGAGCCGCUGGGGCGAGCCGGGCUGGCGCUGCUCCUCAUGGCCGCCGGGGCGGGGGCGAGGCCGCGGCCCGCCGCUCCUGGGGGCCAGCCCCGGUCCAGCGUGGUGCUGGUGACCUGCGACUCCUUGGAUGGACGCUUGACGUUUUUUCCAGGAAAUCAGACUGUGGAUUUACCAUCCGUAAAUUUUAUGAAAAGAUAUGGCGCUGUCUUUCUCAAUGCCUAUACCAAUUCUCCAAUUUGUUGUCCUUCGCGUGCAGCUAUGUGGAGUGGUCUUUUCACCCAUUUAACAGAAUCUUGGAAUAACUUCAAAGGUCUAGAUCCAGAUUACAUAACAUGGAUGGAUCUCAUGGAGCAGCAUGGCUACCACACACAGAAGUUUGGGAAAUUGGACUAUACUUCUGGACAUCAUUCAGUUAGUAACCGUGUGGAAGCUUGGACUAGGGAUGUUCACUUCCUGCUCCGGCAAGAAGGGAGACCCAUGGUAAAUCUUACAGGUGAUAGGAAGCGGGUUAGAGUGAUGGAAGCAGAUUGGCGGAAUACUGAUAAAGCAGUAAACUGGAUAAAGGAAGAAGCUAUUAACCUUACUCAACCAUUUGUUCUUUACUUGGGACUAAAUUUACCACACCCAUACCCAUCACCCUAUGCAGGAGAAAAUUUUGGAUCCUCUACAUUUUUAACAUCUCCCUAUUGGCUUGAAAAGGUAAAUUAUGAAUCUAUUAAAAUACCCAAGUGGUCUUCUCUCUCUGAGAUGCAUCCAGUAGACUAUUACUCAUCGUACACCAAGAAUUGCACAGGAGAGUUUACAGAGGAAGAAGUGAGAAAUAUUAGAGCAUUUUAUUAUGCUAUGUGUGCAGAGACAGAUGCCAUGCUGGGUGAGAUUAUUUCAGCUCUGGGAGAUACAGGGCUUCUUAGAAAAGCAGUCGUUAUAUUCACUGCAGACCAUGGAGAACUUGCUAUGGAACAUCGUCAGUUCUAUAAAAUGAGCAUGUAUGAAGGAAGUUCCCAUGUUCCUCUUUUAGUUAUGGGGCCAGGUGUAAAAGAACAGCAGGAAAUACCAAAUGUAGUAUCUCUUGUGGAUAUAUAUCCUACUAUGCUUGAUAUAGCAAGAAUUCCUGUCCCACAGAACCUCAGUGGAUAUUCUCUUAUACCGCUGCUCCAUAAAAAGACUGAGAGUGAAGUGUCGCCAAGAGGACCUCGACCCUCUUGGGUGCUGAGUGAGUUCCAUGGGUGCAAUGUGAAUUCUUCUGUGUAUAUGCUGCGAACUGGCAAAUGGAAAUAUAUCGCGUACUCGGAUGGCUGUUCAGUACUGCCACAACUAUUUGGGGCACUUAAUCCAAGAAGGCAUUGAAGGAGCAAAGAAACAGCUGAAUGUCUUAAACCCAAAGAGGACAAUUUCGUUCAUCUGCCAGAAGGCAAACCAGUAAACCUUAAUGAUUCAACAAAACCAUGUGGUUUUUUUUCAUCUCCUGGAGCUCUUUGUACUAGCAUGUAUCAUGCAUCAUUUGAUAUAUGAUACUUGUGUGUGUGUGUACUGGGUCUGGCUGGGAUGGAGUUAAUUUUCUUCAUAGCAGAUCUUAUGGUGCUGUGUUUCAGAUUUCCAAUGAAAACAGUGAACGUAACAUACUGUUUUAGCUAUUUCUGAAUGGUCCUGGCACAGCAUCAAAGCCUUCUCUGUUUCUUGCUCUGCUCCCCCAGUGAAUAGAUUAGGGCUGUGCAAGAUGUUGGGAGGGGACACAACUAAAAAAAUACCCUGAACUAACCGGAGCUAUUCCAUGCUAUAUAAUGGUCAUGCUGAGCAAUAAAAUAGAGAAGAGAGGAUUUAGGGAGAUUGGCCCUGUUUUGUUUGGGAAUCCUUCCCCUUUCCUUUCCUCUUCCCCUUUCCCCUUCCCCUUCCCUUCCCCUUAGUUUAUUAAUUUAUUUUUUUUCUUGACCUACAAAUGCUCUUGCUUUUAUCUUGAUAUUCUUCUUUCCCUGUCCCACUCACUGCAGGGGUGUGGGAGAAGUGAGCAAGUAGCUGUAUUAUACCUAACUGCCUGUCAGCAGAACAUGUGUAGCUAAUUGGGAUUGGAACUGAAUGCUAAAACCAUACACAAUGAUUUAAAUUUGUUUAUGUUACGUGAUCAUUUAACCAGUCAUGCAAAAAAGAGAAGGCUAUUUUAGAGCUUUAAGGAAAACUCGUGCAUCCAAAUGCUAACGAUCAUUUAGAGAUCUUAGCACAUGUGGAACAAGACCAAAGGUAGUUGUCACCUUUUCUGCCCCUGAGUGUGCAGAGUUAAAAAAUUCAGUGAAGACUGUCAGGAUUUCAGACACAAUUUUAUGUCUUUCUUCCAUUCACAUUGUAGGUAGCACCUUAGAAAUUUUUUAUAUUGAUGGAGUCAAAAAUACACCUGUGAUGGAGGAUGCCAAUGAUUUGAUAACAGAAACAAGAAAAAUUCACAAUAGUUCCUAUUUUUGAUAUCUUGUAGAGUUGUCAUGGUUGUAGCUCUCAUUUUAAUCGGAAUUAUUUCUUAUAGUUUUAAUUGAAAUAGAGGAAAUGACUGUUACUCAUUGAGUUACUGGAAUGUGAGAUACUUCUGCCUAGUUGAUUGUGCAUAUGACAACACAUAACUCUGUGUAGUUGCCUUCUGAGGAAGUGUUUCAUGGAAGUUCGGGAAGUGAAAGUUAGGGAGAAAGGUGGUACAUUGCAAGAAUUCACACUUAAAGGAUGCAGAGCUAGUAUAACUACUUCUGCUUUCUGGCCUCUAAGGCAGAGGAGGUAAGUAAAGGCAACUGAAUUUUGGUUACUGUUAGCAGCUGCCUAGAUGAGGAAAAAUUCUGGAUUGUUCACUAUACUGACAGCGAAAUGAGUGACUUCAGGUUGAAGUUUAAGUGUAAGGCACAGAAAAAUCCUGUCAGCCCUCUGCACUAAGUGCAGGUCAGAUCCAAAUUUUUGGCUGUAGAUCAGUGACAGUCUUUGGGAAUUAAGUUUUAGCAGUUAGGGGUGGCUGGAAAAAUGGAAAUAUUGCACCUAUUUUUAAAAAGGGUAGGACGUAGUACCCUGGGAGUACAUCUGUUCCAGUGCCUCACCACCCUCACAAUGAAGAAUUUUGUCAUAAAAUGUAUUCUAAACCUACAUGCUUGUCUUAUCACAUGCCCUCAUAAGACUCUGGCCUCAGGGAGCUGCCAGCUCAUGGGCUUGGCUAGGAGUUUUCCUUAAAUUUAUAGAUAUAAGGUUCUUUAAUACCUCAAGAUAAGCCACGUGCUUGUUCCCAAGGGAUUUCUUUAUUAAGUUAGGGGAGCAAAUAAGGGAACUUGGUCAAAGUUCAAAAGGACACCACACAAGCUAGACAAAAAUGUUCCACCACAAUACUAACUCGGCAUACACUAUUAAUCCACAACACUUAAGGCAAAAUCCAACCAGUUCCACAACACUUACAUCAAGAUCCAAUCCCUCCAGCUCCAAGCCACCCUAAACAUCAAGAAAGGAGCAAAGAAACAGAAGCAGAGGAGCAAGAAGAGAGAAGGAGAGAAGGGAGAGAUAGCUGCCACUGAAGCCUUGUAGAAGACUGGCUCGCACAAGUCCAAGUGGCAGGGCUGCAACAUGAGGCAAACACGUGCCUGUGUUUUUAUCUGCUCUGGUGUCUAUGGCCAACCCCUCCAGAUGGGGUUUCUGACCCACCAGCCACUCUGGGGUUCUAGGCCAGGGUGAGGGGCAGUGUUCUCACCAUCCCUGCCAAUCUGAGGCUGGGUUAGGGGCUCCAGGAGUUGUGGUGUGUUAUAGUUUGCCCAGGCUUUUGUGACUGACGGCUAUUCCGGAGUUUCCCCAUGUCAGUUCCAGGGGCCUACCAUGAGGGAUAUGACGCCACCCCACCUCCGUGAGGAUCGACCCAUCCCUUCCCCCUCCACACCACCCCCUGCCCCAAGGUGGUUCUGACCCAGUAAUAACUGAUGUCUAACUGCCCUUCUAAAAACUCCCUCUCCUGUUCUCUUGUAGCCCCCUUUAUGUAUUGGAAAGUGCUAGAAAGUCUCCCUGGAGCCUUCUAUGCUCCAGGCUCAACAGUCCCAACUCUCACCUCCUAAAGCUAAGCUAAGGCACAUGGACGAUAAGGAGGUCAUCCAAGACAGCCAUCACAGCUUCACCAAGGGCAACUCCUGCCUGACCAAUCUAGUGGCCUUCUACAGUAGAGUGAUCACAUUAGGAGGCAAGAAUUUGAUAGGUGGACUCUUUGGUGGAUGAGGAAUUGUUUGGAUGGUUGCAUCCAGAGGGUAGUAGUCAACAGCUCAAUGUCCAGAUGGAGGUCAGUGACAAGUGGUGUCCCUCAGGGCUCAGUAUUCAAAAUCUUCACCAAUGACAGACAGUAAGAUUGAGUGCACCCUCAGCAAUUUUACACGACAUAAUCUUCAUGGUCCAGCUGACACACCUGAGAGACAGGAUACCAUCCAGAAGGACCUGGAUAAGCUUGAGAAAUGUGCCAAUGGGAACAUCAGGAAGUUCAACAAGGCCAAGUGCAAGAUGAUGCACCUGGGUUGGAGCAACACCCAAUCUCCAUAUAGGCUGGGGGAUGAACAGAUCGAGAGCAGCUCUGCUGAGAAGGACUUUGGUGAAUGAGAGCCUGGACAUGAGCCAGCAAUAUGAGCUUGCAACACAGAAAGCCAGCCACAUCCUAUGCUGCAUCAAAAGCAGAAUGACCAGCAGUUGUUAAGGGAGGUGACUCUGCACCUCUACUCUCCUCUAGUGAGAGAGGUACCUGGAGUACUGCAUCCAUUUCUGGGGGCCUCAGCACAGGCAAGACCAGUUGGAGUGUGUCCAGAGAAGGCCACAAAGAUAUUCUGAGUAAUGGAACAGCCCUCCUAUGGGGAAAGACUGAGAGAGUUAGAGUUCAGCCUUGGAGAAGGAAGGUUCUGGAGGGGCCUUUCUGACACUUUCAAUAUUUUGAGCCGGGCUAUAAGAAAGAUGGGGACAAAUUUUUUGUCCACUCCUGUUGCAAUAGGAAAAGGGGUAAUGGUUUCAAACUAGAGGAGUCUGGUGAGACCAGCUUUCCCAGAGAGGUUAUGGAUGCUCCAUCCCUGGAAACAUUCAAAAUCAGGUUGGACAGGGCUCUGAGAAACCUAAUCUACUUAAAGAUGUUCCUGAUUGAUUACUGGGGGUUUGGAGGAGAUGACCUUUAAAGGUGACUUCCAAGUCCAACCAUUCUGUGAUUCUCAGAAUAAUACAUCAACAUUUUAGUAGAUAUUGAGUAUUUGUUAUGUUAUUGAGGCCCUUACCACUCUGAAAUAUUUGCAUAGAUAAAUAGAAGUGGUACUGUGAAAAUGAAAAGUGAUUUGGAAAAUAUUUGUAAAAAUUGUAUAGUAGGUAUAUAUAUAUAGUGUAUAUGCAGUGUGUGUGCUUCUAAAUCUACCCCCCACAGGAUAGCUCUAUGGGAAUUCUCUGUUGUGGGCACUGUCAACCUGCUAGGGCUUUAAUUCAUAAUGUUUUAACUUGCUGCCAAUCUCAUAGGGUGUUUGGGAAAAGGCCUUGAUCAACUAAGCAGUCCUUAUAGCUGUGCAGGACUCAAACCAAAACUUGAUUAUUUGUAUGAAUUGCUCAUUAGUGGCAAAGGUAGAAGGGAAACACAAAUCUUGAGGAAGAAAAGAAUGACUACUACAAAACUAUUUAUUAGAAUAAGCAGAAUUAUGUUGCUAUGGUUGUUUAUAAAUUUAACUCUCCACAGACACUGACAGAUUUAUUCUAACCAUUGUCUGGACAUUUUAAGCCUUUCUUAUAGGAAAAUAUUAAAAUUAAAUUAACCUACCUGCUGUCAGGUAUACUUACAAAAAACCCCAACCCAAUCCAAGAACAUGAAACACAACAAAGAAAUUCAAUCAAACUCCCCCUUCACCCCUCCCAAAGACCCUCCUUCCCCCAAACCACAAAACCUACCAAGAACAAUUUAAUGGACUCCUACUUGAUGCAUGUUGAAAAUCUGUACAACAAUUUUGAGGAAAGUGAGUUACUUUUUUUCCCUGCUUCAGAACUGAUUGGUGAUGGGAGAGUUUUUUUCAAACUUUUUUCUCCCUGGUGUAGGGAGGCGUACUUGAGAAUAUAGCAAUGUCAGGCUCUUACUUUUUAUUUUACUCUUAUGGAAGAGUAAAUAAUAGCCAUGCUUGUCAACAUAUUGUAUUGUUGAGAACUCCUUUUAAAAAAAAUAUUAAUUGUGAUAUUGUAGCUAAGAUCAUAGCUGUGUUUUAAAAUUAUUUUUUAUCAGUACUGUUGUGGUUUGGAACUGGCUUCCUGCCAAGUCUCCAACACCACAGUAAAAGCUUCCUCCCCAAAAAAACCAAGGGAAAAGAGAGAAAAAAAAAAACCAAGAGACCUGAAAUAAGAGAGCUAAAGCAAUAUAUAAAUAUAUUUACAAUUCCAUUACAUUUAUAUACAGUAACAAAGACUAUAUACACAUGAGAAAGAAACCCCCAACACCCCCAAAGGGAAAGGGAAAAGGGACAAAACAAAAAAAAACAUAAAAACACAUAUACACACUCAAUAAAGAACUAGCCAAAGAAAAUCUUAAUACUUUCCUCGAGAUAGCACAAUCGCACCAAACACCACCACCACGCUACCAGACCCCGGAUCGGCAGAAACAACAGGCCCCAUAGGCCCGACCAGGCCUCAGCUCCCCCACAGGAGCGAGACCGGCUGCCGGAGUCUGCUGUCUCCAAACCUCGCCGGAAGAGAAGAGAGGAAGAGGCUUCUCUCUCUGUCUAUUUAUAUGUUUGAUUACGUGAAGGAAUAGGAUGGAAUACUUCCUUCCUUCCUUCCUGGUUGCCAGGAAGGAAGGCCUAGACUCAAAACCAUUACAGGCACUUUCAUGUGUUUGUUGCAGAAAUCCCAGCUGGUUGUCUUAGUAACACUACUCUGUAGCAGCAAAUGAAUGCUACUUCCUGAGAUUCCUUUUAUCAUUUGGUUUAAAAACACUGUGCUUGAGAGUGAAGAACAGUAGCAACAGGAAAACUUGAGAAAUGUGGUUUACUCACAGCUCUUACCAGAAGUAUGAAAUGUGUACACAGUAAAGGAAUAAAGUGUUCUUUGCAUGUUUACCUUCAAGUUAGAGGAAAUGGAAUUGCAUUCAUUUGACUAAGCAUAUCUAUCUCGUAUGCUUAGCAGAUGUUAAAAUGCAACAUGCCUUCACAUCUGGAAAAUGUGAAGGUACAACAUGCCCAGACAAAUAGUCUGCAAUAGUUAUAUAUACAGGUUUAUUGUGUGCCUACCUACAUUCAAAAUUUGGAGCCUUACUGGAAACAGAUAUAUGUACUUUUGGAAGAGAUUCUUUACUGUGAGGUUGGUGAAGCACUGGAUCAUGGUGCCCAGAGAAACUGUGGAUGCCCCAUCCCUGGAGCAACCUGGUCUACUGAAAGAUGUCCCUGCGCAUAACAGGGGUGUUGGAACUAGAUUAUCUUUAAGGUCUCUUACAAUCCAAACCAUUUUAUGAUCCUAUGACCCUAUAUGGAACCUGUAUUGAGUUGGUAUCCUUUUUACUUUAGAACAGAUUUCCUAUGUGUAAUAGACUCAAAUGGUUAAUGGCUUAAACAUUGUUAAGAUCACAAAAAGACUUUUGUCCACUGUAGCAACCUGCAAAGAAACAACUGCUCAUGUACAGAAGCCCAUCCCUCCCUGAAUAUGCCCACUAAUUUGGACUGUGAAAGGACCUUAAAGUAAGAUAAGGGGUACUAUUGUCCAGCUAUCCCAGGUGCAUACCUGAAGCUACAAACUGAAUUUCCAGAUAAGAGGCCGAUAAGAGGCAAAUCCUUCAAGGUGGGAUAGUCCUUCUUAUCGUGCCAAUGUUCUCCCUUACGUGAUGACUCAGCUGUGAAAACCCCUCCUGGGAACACCAAAGACAUUCACACCUAGCCUGAGCUAUUCACCUCAGAUGAUGGAUCACACUGGGCCAUGAUUGAUUCAAUUAUGUUGAUGUAUUAGAUACAACAUCUUAGAAGGUGUGAAAGACUCAUGAAAUGUCCCACUGUCCAGUAUUACAUUAUCCAGGGUAGGUACAGGAGGCAUUUCCACCUAGCCUCCACACAAUAUAAACUCCACCACUCCUUGCAGGUACAGUCUGCAGCCACCAAGAAGACCAGAAGAGGAGGAGCAAUGAGAUGUCAUUGGAAUCUACAGUGAUGGUAUCUUUUUCUUCUACUUAAUCUAUUUCUCUGUCACUUUCUUUCUCUCUCUUCCCCUCUCACUUUCCCCUAUCUCUCUAUCAUUCCGUGAAACCCUCAAAUAUUGUUAAACUAAAUCCAUACUAUUGAUUUCAGCAAUUUUUCGGCAAUUACGUAUUCUGGACAUAGAAACUGUCAAACACAAUUUUUUAGAUGAACACAGUGAAUUAAAAUGCUAGAAAGGGAAAUGUCAUUAAAAAGGUUUCUACUAAAGAGUAACACUAGUGUGAAAUCUAUUUUACUGGAAACUAUGGAUGGACAAGAAGAGUAAAGAAAGAGGUACAAGGGGAAGGAAAGAGAAAACAAAAAGAUCUUGAGAUAGAAAAAAAUGAUUGAAAAGCAAGAAGGUGAGAGAAAUUUGCCAAAGAUACCAAGCGUCUAGUCUAUUUUACUGGUAUUUUUGCCACCUCGCCACAUCUGCAUUGAGAGGUUGUACUGGGAUGAAAGAGAAGAAAGUUCUUAUUUCUUUGAAUAGAUGCAGAUGUGUAUCAGAUAACUCUGACUAAAUUAAAUAAUGACAAGGCUGCAGUAGGUGAACUUUGAAAGUUUUUUUCAAAAGACCUUGUAUUAUUUUGAUAUUUUUAAUAAUUUGGUAUUUGGUAACUUUGGUAUUCUUCUCAGAAAGCCAUUUCUAAAUUGCUAUCUAAAAAUAAGAGUUGGUAUCCUUUUUAAUUCUUACCCUACCUUAGUGUCACGAUUAAAGUAGGUUUUGUAUUUUAUUCCCUUUUUAUUCCAACACUGUUUUGGAUAAACUUUUCCUUUAAGAGUGACACCUUUGCCACAGCUGGGUGGGGCAGGGGGAUGGAGCAUGCCAUGGUAGUCCUGGCUGCCUGGGCGGAACCAGAACUCUCACCACCUCAGAGCCAUCUUUCUUCCCCAGUGCGGGAGAAAUAAAAGGAAGCAGGCACAUAAGCCCUACCAGCCAUGUGGCUCCAUACAUGAGUGGAGAAACAGUACGGAGCUGAGCCCAGCCAAGCUGUGCAGAGCCCAAACCCUUGCAGAGCUGUGUAGAGUGCAGCCCAGUGGAGCAGGAGAUCAGCAUUUCUUCGGAAUCUUCUUUGCCACAAUACUUUUUCUUUGUUCUCCUAGAGAGGGCGGGGCUGAUGAAGAGAGCAUGUGUUGGUCACCAUUUUUGUAUGUGUACAAAAGGGGGAGGAGACUGGAAGUACUCUCUGUUGUUUACCAUUUUGGUUUUGUGUUGUUGCUUCUUUAUUUCUUGUCAGUAAACUUAUUUUUUCACCUGUAA